Messenger RNA from Erigeron canadensis, 5772 nucleotides. Its product is annotated as eukaryotic translation initiation factor 4G-like. The transcript has 11 exons. Lineage: Eukaryota; Viridiplantae; Streptophyta; Magnoliopsida; Asterales; Asteraceae. Gene Ontology annotation, molecular function: mRNA binding; translation initiation factor activity; protein binding. The coding region runs from base 143 to 5500 and encodes 1785 amino acids. Gene Ontology annotation, cellular component: eukaryotic translation initiation factor 4F complex. The record is from RefSeq and is a predicted model, not a curated record.
AAUAAUAAUUACCAAUAAACCCUAAUUAUCUUUCUUCUCACACACUUUCUAUAUCUGUAUCUAUAUAUAUCACUUAAGGGAAAUUAAAUAAAAUAAAAAAAAGAUUGUGUUUUUUUAUUAUAUUUAUUGAGGAAUUGAAUAUAUGUCCGUCAAUCAAUCAAGAGGUGCUGACAAAAACGAAUUCAAAAGAUCGGGUCGAUCCGGUAACCCGAAUUCGCCAAGAAACUAUCCCGGCGUCGGUGGUGGGAAGGGUGGCGGUGGAGGUGGCACUACCACCGCCCCUCCUUCCGGUACUAAUUCUUAUUCCGGUAAUAAAAGUUUUAAGAAAGUGGUUGCUAAUAAUGCUCAAGGAGCACAGAAUAGAGGACCUGGUUCGAACCCGAAUGUAAAUUCGAAUUAUUCGAGUGGUGGUGGGAGAGGUGCACCUAAUGGGCCACAUAAUCAACCGUCGUCAAGAGGAACUUCUGAUGUUUCAUCUACAGGGGCUCCUGCAAAGUUGGCGGAUUCAUCAGUCCAAAAGAGCAGCCCAGGCCUGCCAAAGGCUCCACAAAGCCAUCCAGCUUCUCACAGUUCUGGCACCACUGGUGCCACAGGUUCCACCACUCCUGUCAAGGGUUCCGGGGAUGCUUCCAGGGCUUUUCCACUUCAGUUUGGAUCUAUUAAUCCUGGUGUUAUGAAUGGAAUGCAGGUACCUGCUCGAACCAACUCUGCUCCUCCCAAUUUGGAUGAGCAAAAACGGGCUCAGGCGCGUCUUGAUUCCUUAAAAGCUGCUGCUUAUCAAAAUCAAGCUGCUUCAAAACAACACUUAACAAGAAAAGAUACCAGACCUGUUGAUCAGCCUAAUGUCUCAGAGGCCCCUCCUACCUCAAGAGAUAAAAAGGAAGUGCUUUCUUCAGCUCCCCCCGUUACAGUACACUCUCAGAAACCAACUGGUCCUCCUGUACCUUCUGUACCAGGGGUUUCUAUGCAAAUGCCAUUUCCCCAAUCUCAAAUUCAUCUUCCUUUUGGUGGCCCAAAUCCACCAUUGCAAUCCCAGCCCAUGGUCAAUACCUCAUUGGCAGUGCCACUCCCCAUGCAUAUACCUCAAGUCCAACCACAGGUAUUUGUCCCGAGCAUCCAACAUCAUCAGGGGAUCAUUCAUCCAAGUCAAGGUUUGACUUUCUCACCUCAGAUGGCUCAGCUCGGAAAUAUGGGGAUGGGGCUAGGACCGCAAUACCCACAACAGUCUAUGGGGAAUCUGAAUUUUGGUGGUGCACGUAGAACAGUAAAGAUAACUCACCCAGAUACUCAUGAGGAGCUACGGUUAGAUAAAAGGACCGAUGGCUAUCUGAAUGGCGGGACAUCUGGUUCAAGACCACACCCUCAUGGGCAGCCUCAGUCUCAGGCGGUUCCAUCUUUUCCACCUUCUCACCCGAUUAACUAUUAUCCCGGAUAUAAUCUCAAUCCCCUUUAUUUCCCGACACAUGGUGGUACACAGAGCACUUCUGGUUCUCAAGCACCUCGGUUUUAUAAUCAGCCUUCUAAACAGGUGACAGUAAAACCGGCAGUUUCACACGUUGAAAAGGUUGCUGGUUCAUCACCGAGCAUAGAGAAAAGUGACACUACUAAAAGUCAAAAGUCAGUUACAGAAGGUACCACUGGUCAACCUCAUAAGGAUUCAGAAACGAAUUCUGCUAGCUCUUUACCGCAUUUGGAAAAAAGUGACAUUACUAAAAGUCAAAAGGCAGUUGCAGAAGGUACCUCUGGUCAACCUCAAAAGGAUUCAGAGACAAAUACUGGUAGCUGUUUACCACAAUUGGAGAAAUGUGACACUACUGAAAGUCAAGAGGCAGCUGCAGAAGGUACCUCUGGUCAACCUCACAAGGAUUCAGAGACAAAUGCUGGUAGCUCUUUACAACAAUUGGAGAAAAGUGACAUUACUAAUAGUCAAGACGCAGUUGCAGAAGAUACCUCUGGUGAACCUAAUAAUGCUGGUAGCUCUUUACCACAACUGGGGAAUUUGAAAAAUACUAUUGCUGCUUCCGCUCCUGUUGAGGAUUGCGUGCCACCUGUGAAUAGUCUGCCUGAAGUUGUAAAAGAAACAAUGUUUGACAGAUCUGGAUUGCUUCAAGAGGAACAGAAGCAGCCCGGGAAAGAGGUCUUUUCUGUCCCUGUAGACAAGAUCGAUGGGCAAUCUUCCUUUGUUUCAAGCUUAUCAGUAGGACAUCUUAAUUCCAAGGAUAUUGGUGUUCAAGAAACAUCAAAGCCUUCUACUCUUUCCAUGCAAACUAGCAAUAAAGCAGUGCCUUCAAAUGUUGCUGAUGAGUCUGUUUCCAGGUGUGAGAGUUAUGAAAAAGACGUUGACUCUACCGAAAUUAUUGGUUCUGGAACCCAUCCUGAUAACCCCCUUUUAGGAGGAGAACCAAUAGCUGAAGUUGUUGUGCCAGAAGAACCAGUCAAAGAUCCUGCCGACCAAAAUCAAGAUAGCACAGUCUCAGAUGCAACUGGUGCACAACAAAAAGAACCCAUUAAUGAUACUGACGAUAAAUCAUCAGGGUCAAUUUCCACUUCUGAUCAUGGUGAUCAGAUCUCCAAUCUGGAUGAUCAUUCAAAUAAGUUUAAUGGGAGAGAUGUUGACCAAGUCAAUAAUCCCGUAACGUCAACUGAAGAGUCACCUGCCAUUUCACUUUCUGUUCCAGAAGCACCUUCAGCUUUAGAGGUAGAAACUACAGGCCCGAUUUCUCCAUCUUCUAGUAAAGUCAAGGGUAAUGCAUCUAAAGGGAGGAAAAAAAUAAGAGAGAUCUUGAAAAAUGCUGAUGCUCGCGGGACUACUUCUGAUCUUUAUAAUGCAUAUAAACGUCCAGAAGAUAAGAAAGAUACUUCAUCUGCUGUAGAAAAUCCAUCAGUUAAUUUUCCAGAAAAAGAGGUUUUGUUGGAUGAGAAACGUGGUCCUACCAAAUAUGAACCUGAUGACUGGGAGGAUGCUGCAGACAAUUCUACUCCCAAAAUGGAAACAGGUUUGAAACAUCACAGUGAGGAUGACAAUGAAGGAAUGACAAAGAAGUAUUCCAGAGACUUCCUACUGAAAUUCUCGGACCACUGUACUGAUCUUCCUGUAGGUUUUGAAAUAACACCCGAAAUAACUGAAGCUUUGUCGGUAUCAGGUGUCAAUUUGGUUCGUGAUUCGUACCCAAGUCCAGGUAGAGGCGGUGACAGGGCAGUGUCAGGGCCACGGCUUGACCGUCGCUUAAGUAAUUUAGGUUUAGAUGUCAGUUGGAAUAAAGGGCCAGGAACAAUGGCUCCAGGAACCAUGUCUCCAGGAUGGGACCCAAGAGUUGAAAUGAAUUUUCCUGGAAGAGGCGUUAACCAUGGCGUGUUACGAACCCCACGUGGUCAGCCACCUGGUCAGUACAUUGGUGGCAUUUUAUAUGGACAAAUGCAGUCCCCUGGUCAACUAGGCGUUCCUAUGCAACGAAAUAACUCAGAUUCUGAUAGGUGGCAACGUGGUACUAAUUUUCAGAAGGGCUUAAUACCUUCUCCACACACCCCAGUGAUGCAUAAAGCUGAAAGAAAGUAUGAAGUUGGUAAAAUAACCGACCAAGAGCAAGCAAAACAAAGACAAUUGAAAGGUAUUCUGAACAAGUUGACUCCACAGAAUUUCGAAAAAUUGUUUGAUCAAGUCAAACAAGUCAACAUUGACAAUGCCGAUACUCUAUCUGGUGUUAUUGGACAAAUAUUCGAUAAGGCUUUGAUGGAACCGACUUUUGUAGAAAUGUACGCCAAUUUUUGUUCUCGGUUAUCUGUGGAGCUUCCUGAUUUUAGUGAAAAUAACGAGAAGAUUACUUUUAAGAGAUUAUUAUUAAAUAAAUGUCAAGAGGAAUUUGAAAGAGGGGAGAGAGAAGAAGAAGAAGCUAAUAGAACUGAAGAAGAAGGUGAAGUUAAGCAGACAGAAGAGGAACGGGAGGAAAAAAGAGUCAAGGCCCGAAGACGCAUGCUGGGUAAUAUUAGACUUAUUGGUGAAUUGUACAAGAAAAGAAUGUUGACCGAAAGAAUUAUGCAUGAAUGUAUAAAGAAACUCUUAGGCGUUAAUCAGACCCCUGAUCCUGAUGAGGAAAAUAUCGAGGCAUUAUGCAAAUUAAUGAGCACUAUAGGGGAGAUGAUUGAUCACCCAAAAGCUAAAGAACACAUGGAUGUGUAUUUUGAUAUGAUGCUUAAGUUAUCAAAUAAUAUGGAUUAUUCUUCACGAGUGAGAUUCAUGUUAAAAGAUGCAAUUGACCUUAGAAAAAACAAAUGGCAGCAACGAAGGAAGGUUGAAGGUCCAAAAAAGAUCGACGAAGUGCAUAGGGAAGCUGCUCAAGAACGUCAGGCUCAAGCUAAUCGAUUGGCCCGUGGACCUAGUUCCAACCCAUCGACUAGAAGGGCUCAGAUGGACUUUGGACCUAGAGGGUCGAACGUUUUACCUUCAACCCCUCAAAUGGGUGGUUAUCGUGGAUUACCCCAACAGUUUCGGGCUUAUGGAAAUCCAGAUCCAAGACUUGACACUUUUGAGACUAGGCCAUUGUCGGUUCCUUUGAGAACCAUGAAUGAUGACACUAUUACCCUCGGGCCCCAAGGUGGUUUAGCAAGGGGAAUGUCAAUUAGGGGCCAGCCAUCAAUGCAAGGCAUACCAUUGCAUGACGUGGACUCUAGAAGAGGAGUUGCUGGUCCUAAUGGUUAUGGUUCCAUGUCUGAGAGAGCAGGUUAUGGGCAAGAAGAUUUAGCUUCAAGAUGGUUUUCUCGGCCAAUUUAUGACCCAUCCAAUAUACAGGAACAAAACAUGAACUAUGUGAACAGGGACACGAGGAAUGCAGGCCGCGGUUUUGUUCAGGUUUCACCAUCAUCACCACCUGAACAUGCCAGAGUGACUACUCCACUACAAAGUGGUCCUUCAGAUACGGUCAUGUCUGAAGAGCAUUUACAUGAUAAGUCCAUAGAGACGAUUAAAGAGUUCUACAGUGCAAGAGAUGAAAAAGAAGUUGCUUUGUGCAUCAGAGAUCUGAAUGCACCCAGUUUCUAUCCAUCGAUGAUAUCCAUUUGGGUCAUUGAUUCUUUUGAGAGGAAAGACGUGGAUCGGGAAUCACUUACUAAACUUCUCGUUAAUCUUGCUAGAUCUCGGGACGGAAUUCUAAGUCAGGAAUCGCUUGUUAGAGGAUUUGAAUCUGUUUUAUCAACACUGGAGGAUGCUGUGAAUGAUGCACCAAAAGCUGCAGAGUUUCUUGGUCGUAUCUUUGCAAAAGUGCUUUUAGAGAACGUCAUCCCUUACACAGAAGUGUGGCGUUUGAUAUAUGAAGGUGGAGAAGAGCAAGGAAGACUUGUGGAAAUAGGUCUAGCAGCCGAGGUUCUUGGAGUCAUUUUGGAGAUCAUUAAAGCAGAAAAAGGUGACCCCUUUUUAAAUAAUAUGCGUAUGGGUUCUGAUCUUCGGUUAGAGAACUUCCGUCCUCCAACAAUCAAGAAAACGUUGAGGUUAGAUAAGUUUAUCUAGAUCUAGAUCAUAAGUAAAGAUGCUCGUUUUUAUCUUUAGAAGGAUAUAUUGAUAGCAGUUGGUAUAUAUUUUUUAGGAAGGUUGUUUUUAUCCUUCAUUGUUCUAAAUUAUUAUCAACGCUAAAAAGAUUAACUGCAAUCUUUAAAGGUUCAAAUGAGCAUCUAGAUUUUACUUGCUGAUCCCACGGUUCUAUAUUUGAACAUGUAUUUGCUUGAAGUUUUAAGUCACAUUUUUGUGUGCGAUAUAUUUGAACAUUUCCUGUUUACAAUGAA